UCUCCAUUGUGACGCCACCUACUUCCCGGAGCGGCGGAGCUGGAACAAAACUGGACUGGGCGAUUCUCCAAACCAUUUAACUGCGGCAAAAAAAGCCCUAUCUCACGCAUACACAAGCACACAGAGGCAAGGCUGCAUGUUAAAUUUCACCAGCCAAACAAAACUCUUGCAAUUGCAGGGAGACUGAGAUCUUUUUGUUUUUCCAUUGCAAUUUAGGAGAGAGGAAAAAGCGCGCUGGAUUUUGCAAAGAGGGGCGAUUAAACUGGCGGAUCUCUUCCUAAAUUCAUUGCUAAAUGAUGCUUCCAAGUCCGGUCACAACGACGCCGUUCUCAGUCAAAGACAUCCUGAAUUUGGAGCAGCAAUCUCGCCAGCAAGCGACGCAUCAUCUGCGGCAGGAGUUACCCGCUCAGUUUCACUCGCCGUCUUCCUGCAUGCAUGCCGCGGGAGACAUGACCAGCUUCUCUGACGGCGAGGAGAAAAUCUCCUUUCUGAGCACCCUAUCCGUGCGGGACAGUCAGGGCGAAGUGAGUCCCUCUCCCGAGGUUUACGUUCACGGAACACUCAGGAGUCCGUGUGAAAACAAUUUGGAAGACGUGAUACUAUCGGGUGAAGUCAAAAAAACCUGCAUCUUAAAGAAGUCUCCGGAGAGCGAGGAUAACAAGAUUGAUGAUACGGAGCGACCGAAGCAGCGGCAAAGACGGAAACCUCGUGUGCUUUUCUCGCAGACGCAGGUGUUUGAACUAGAGAGAAGGUUUAAACAACAGCGGUACCUGUCCGCCCCGGAGAGAGAACACCUGGCGAACUCUCUUAAACUGACCUCCACCCAAGUCAAGAUCUGGUUUCAAAACCGGCGUUACAAGUGCAAAAGGCAACGUCAGGACAAAUCGUUGGAACUCGCCGGCCACCAUCACCCACCUCCUCCCAGGCGAGUGGCCGUCCCCGUACUAGUCCGGGACGGCAAGCCGUGCAUAGCAGGAUCCCAAAGUUACAGCAGUCCUUACGGCGUGGGGGGCAACGCGUAUGCUUACAACGGCUACCCGUCCUCGUACGCCGGUUACGGCGGCAGCCCGGUCUACAAUGCAAACUAUACCUACACCAGCAUCCCAUCGCUGCAAACCUCCACGGUCCACAACGCCUUCAUGAAUGUGGACCUCAGUAACGUUAAUGGCACGGUGCAGACCCAAUCUCAUCCAGUAAACGCCAUGCCCGCCUGCCAAGGCACACUGCAAGGUAUCAGGGCCUGGUAAGGUGACUGUGAACCCAGACGUACUUGGAUGUAUUCAGAUUGCUCUGAACAUUUUAAGUGUAGGUGGUUCAAAAAUAACAAAGGCCACCAUUGAGAUCAGACUUCAAGAGUCCCUGCCUGGAGAAGCCCGUAUCGAUUGUUAUCCGGUGAGAAUCAACGCGCCAAAUAUUAUCCUCGUUCGCUGCGUGUAUGUUGCAUAUUACUCCCUAACCUCUGUAAUUGCUCGCUGUAUAAUUUGAUCGGCUUCCACGAGGUCAAUGAGCCACGUUCUUCUCCCUUGAAUUGCGUUAACUAACGAUGGACACAGACGGGGGGGGGGAGGGGCGGAGAGGUAGGAAGAGCGAUGGAGGAGAGGAAGGGGGGGAUUCCAGUUACACCCCAAAUAUAAUGGUGUACAAUUGAUCAUAUGUGGUUCCCUGGCUGUUCGGUAUCUCGCAACCCCCCUCCUCGCCACCCCUUCCUCCCAAGAGUUUGGGCAGAGUAGAAAGACGCCUCACAAAUCAAUUAGAGAUGCCAUCGAAGAUGUGGCUAGGUUGGCAUUGCCAGGACUUAUUGCUGUUCAGUAAAGUCGAGGCGCCGCCUUUCUUCAACUGGACCAGCAUUAUAUGGCUGCUCCAUUUGAGAUGUAAACUCCGAGGUGUGGGACUGGUGCCAAAGGAAGAUGAGAUGCCGUUUCUUUCCCCAAAGCUUUAUGGGGCUUUAACCGCUGCGAUAUUUAUUUCCAGAGUUUGUAAGGUUUCCAACUGCCACGGUAGGGAUUUACCCAACGCGUAUAACUCGUUAUCACCUACCCGGCAACCAACAAUGGACCAUUAUGGGCUCCACAUUUCCUUGAUUAUCGUUUCU
Amblyraja radiata (thorny skate) is the source of this 2092-nucleotide messenger RNA. It is a transcript of the gene nkx2.3, whose product is annotated as NK2 homeobox 3. Gene Ontology annotation, molecular function: DNA-binding transcription factor activity, RNA polymerase II-specific; RNA polymerase II cis-regulatory region sequence-specific DNA binding. NCBI's taxonomy places the organism in Eukaryota, Metazoa, Chordata, Chondrichthyes, Rajiformes, Rajidae. Gene Ontology annotation, biological process: cell differentiation; regulation of transcription by RNA polymerase II. The transcript has 2 exons. The record is from RefSeq and is a predicted model, not a curated record. Gene Ontology annotation, cellular component: nucleus. Bases 294 to 1247 code for a protein of 317 amino acids.